CCCCAAAUGCAAUGCGAUCGAAAUUAUGAUUAUUGGAAAAAUUAAAUAAAUUCUCCUUCUCUCGUUACCUCUAGACUCUCUCUCAAGGAAAAUACUAUACAGUUCAAAACUCAAGGCUCGUCCUGUCACAUGAAAAUCAAAUCAAACUCUCUGUGUCUCUCUCUCUAAGAAAUUUCCAAAACCCUAGGGCUUCACCUUCCAGUUCUCUGCAAGAUCCAAUCCAACCAUGGCUGACGAGCCCUCAGUGGCACCACCUCAACACGGUUCUUCUUCUCCUUUACCCUCAGCUUCGCCCCUCGGCAACUCCGUGAUCCCGAUAGUGAACAAGCUGCAAGACAUCUUCGCCCAGCUCGGUUCCCAAUCCACCAUCGAGCUCCCUCAGGUCGCCGUCGUCGGCAGCCAGAGUAGCGGCAAAUCGAGCGUUCUCGAGGCCUUAGUCGGCCGUGACUUCUUGCCGCGUGGUUCCGAAAUUUGCACGCGCCGACCACUCGUGCUCCAGCUCUUGCAGACUAAGCGCAACCCCGACGGCACUGACGAGGAGUAUGGCGAGUUCCUGCACGUUCCUGGGAGGCGCUUCCACGAUUUCUCCGAGAUUCGGAGGGAAAUUCAGCUGGAGACAGAGAGAGAAGCAGGGGGGAAUAAAGGUGUCACAGACAAGCAGAUACGUUUGAAGAUUUUUUCACCUAAUGUUCUUGAUAUCACUCUGGUAGAUUUACCUGGGAUAACCAAGGUUCCUGUUGGUGACCAACCCUCUGAUAUAGAAGCACGAAUCAGGACUAUGAUCAUGUCUUAUAUCAAAGUUCCGAGCUGCUUAAUUCUCGCUGUUACAGCAGCAAAUUCUGACUUAGCAAACUCAGAUGCUCUUCAGAUUGCAGGAAAUGCUGAUCCUGAUGGUCUGCGAACCAUUGGAGUAAUCACAAAGUUGGAUAUAAUGGAUAGAGGUACUGAUGCUCGUAAUCUUUUGCUUGGAAAAGUGAUUCCCUUGCGACUUGGUUAUAUAGGUGUUGUGAAUCGUAGUCAGGAGGAUAUUACGAUGAACCGGAGUAUUAAGGAUGCACUUGUGGCUGAGGAAAAGUUUUUCCGCAGCCGGCCUGUAUAUAAUGGUCUAGCUGAUCGCUGUGGCAUCCCUCAGUUGGCAAAGAAGUUGAACCAGAUUCUGGUGCAACAUAUUAAGGCAGUACUUCCGGGGCUCAAAUCACGCAUAAGCUCUGCACUAGUUUCUGUUGCCAAGGAGCACGCCAGUUAUGGAGAAAUCACAGAAUCAAAGGCGGGCCAGGGGGCUCUUCUCCUCAACAUUCUUUCAAAGUACUCUGAAGCAUUUUCUACAAUGGUUGAGGGGAAAAAUGAAGAAAUGUCAACAUCUGAGCUUUCUGGUGGAGCGCGAAUUCACUAUAUUUUUCAAAAUAUCUUUGUGAAAAGUUUAGAGGAGGUGGAUCCGUGCGAGGACCUUACAGAUGAUGACAUUCGAACUGCCAUUCAAAAUGCCACUGGUCCUAAAUCUGCAUUGUUUGUACCAGAAGUGCCUUUUGAAAAUCUUGUCAGGAGGCAAAUAGCUCGUUUGUUAGAUCCAAGCCUUCAGUGUGCCAGGUUCAUAUAUGACGAGUUGAUGAAGAUUAGCCAUCGCUGCCUAGUAAAUGAAUUGCAGCGAUUUCCUGUUCUGAGAAAGCGGAUGGAUGAAGUCAUAGGGAACUUCUUGCGAGAAGGCCUUGAACCCUCUGAGACAAUGAUUGGACACAUUAUUGAGAUGGAGAUGGACUACAUAAAUACUUCACACGCAAAUUUUAUUGGUGGAAGUAAGGCUGUUGAGAAUGCAUUGCAACAGGUGAAGUCCUCUCGGAUACCCCUGCCUCUUUCCAGGCAAAAGGAUGGUGUAGAUUCUGAUAAAGCACCACCAUCUGAAAGAAGUUUGAAAUCUAGAGCAAUUCUUGCCAGACAAGUAAAUGGAAUUGUGCCUCCUGACCAGGGUGUCCGACCUGUGGUAGACAGUGAAAAAAAUGCAUCUUCUGGGAAUAUAUUAGGAGGCGCAACUGGUUCAAGUUGGGGGAUUUCAUCAAUUUUUGGUGGGAGUGAUAACCGCACACCUGCCAAAGAGAAUUUAAUAAACAAGUCAUAUAACGAACCUAUUCACAACGUUGAUCAAGCUGUCUCUAUGAUCCAUUUAAGAGAGCCCCCAACUGUCUUGCGGCCCACAGAGAACCACUCAGAGCAGGAGACAAUUGAAAUUGCAGUCACAAAACUCCUAUUAAGAUCAUACUAUGACAUUGUUAGGAAGAACAUAGAGGAUUCUGUUCCAAAAGCAAUAAUGCACUUCCUGGUAAAUCAUACAAAGCGUGAGCUGCACAACGUCUUCAUUAAAAAGCUUUACCGAGAGAACCUGUUUGAAGAGAUGCUGCAGGAACCUGAUGAAGUGGCAAUGAAGAGAAAGCGCACCCGGGAAACCCUUCGAGUUCUGCAACAGGCUUUCCGGACAUUGGAUGAACUGCCUUUGGAAGCGGAAACAGUGGAAAAGGGUUACAGUUUGGGUGCUGAUCCAACGGGGUUGCCAAAGAUCCAUGGAUUACCAACGUCAUCGAUGUAUAAUACAAGCAGUUCAAAUGAUUCCUACUCAGCUUCACCUAAGAAUCCAAAGCCCAGAAAGUCAUCUCACUCUGGGGAGCUUCACUCACCAUUUUACGCUAAUGCAGAUUCUAAUGGAAGCGGACGCAUGUACAUGCCUGGUCUCUAUCCAUCGGUUGAUUAAUAAGCCAUUCAAGUAGCUGCGAGUCUUUUAAAAUAGUGUCAAAGCAUUAUAUUCAUUUGAUUCCGCUGUCCCAACUCUGGAGGUGAUUGGAAGUCCACCAUCUGUAGUCUGAUUGUUGGGGAGGUAGUAUUUUGUUCCAACUGAUUUGUGCAAAUCGGGUAUCCGGCAUUGCUUUUUCGUCUGCGCAUUUAUCGUCUCCUUUUAUACAGAGUAUAGGCUGAUAAUUGUAUUUUUUUCUACUAGGCCCCAAGAAUAACAGGGAGCCUCCGCUUAUACCUUUCUUACCUAAUUUUUGUCAGAAUCAGAUGGCUUCUCAGAUAUGCAUAUAUAUCUCCAUUUUUUUUUUCUUUUUUCAUUUGAGAUUGUUUUGACCUUAGUAAUGAAAUUAUGUGGGUUGUGUCAAA
Molecule: messenger RNA, 3144 nt
Organism: Prunus persica (peach)
Lineage: Eukaryota; Viridiplantae; Streptophyta; Magnoliopsida; Rosales; Rosaceae
Product: dynamin-related protein 3A
Exons: 20
Coding region: 227-2740 (837 amino acids)
Biological process (GO): mitochondrial fission; peroxisome fission
Cellular component (GO): mitochondrion; cytoplasm; microtubule
Molecular function (GO): microtubule binding; GTP binding; GTPase activity
Source: RefSeq, a predicted model, not a curated record